AAGAAGUUUCUAGUCUAAAUUUGAAGAUAUAUAUAAACCCUAUCACAAUCAAUCACACAAGAUUUUUGCCGGAAAGAGAGUAUAAAAGCUGCAGCUGCUGCAGCAGACAAUCAUUUUGGAUUUCCUGAAACCCUUGUCUUGUCUGCUGCUGAGUGUUGGUGAUCAUGGAGGCAGUAGAACAGGAACCUGAGCAGCUUCAACAACCUCAACCCCCCCAUGAGAAUGAGAAAGACACUCGCAUCACGGAACUGGUUAUGGACUCUAUGCUUUCUCGACUCACCCAAACCGAUCCCCCUGUUUCGCCGUCGUUGAUCAACAGCGCCGACGUGGGGCGCCAAAUUCAGGAGGUUGUCAGUUCGUUCCACACUCCGGCUCAUCCUCCUUAUGCCUUGAUGAUUCGCAGGGCGAUCACGGAUUUGAACGAGCGUGAUGGGUCAACAGAGGAGGCGAUAUCAGAGUUUGUUCGAAAGAAGUAUGAGGAUUUGCCGUGGGCCCAUGCUAGGCUACUGGGUAAUCAUCUGAGGAAGCUUUGCGAGGUCAGGGAGAUUGCGUCGACCAAGGGUGGGAGGUACGUGGUUCUGGUUGAUGGUGGUGGCGGCGGCGACAGUGGUAGAGAAGAGGCAGAGGGAUGUAAUGGUGAGAAGAAGAAGGAAAGGGGUAAAAGGAGGAGUAUUAGUGAAGGUGUUGAGAUUGAGAGAGGUGCUAGGGUUGAAGAUGCUGGGACUGAGCAACCAAGUGAGGUGAUGGAAGUGGAGGGAUGUAAUGGUGAGAAGAAGAGGGGAAGGGGUAGAAGGAGGAGGAGUAGUAAAGGUGUUGAGAUUGAGAGAGGUGCUAGGGUUGAAGAUGCUGGGACUGAGCAACCAAGUGAGGUGAUGGAAGUGGAGGGAUGUAAUGGUGAGAAGAAGAGGGGAAGGGGUAGAAGGAGGAGGAGUAGUAAAGGUGUUGAGAUUGAGAGAGGUGCUAGGGUUGAAGAUGUUGGGACUGAGCAACCAAGUGAGGUGAUGGAAUUGGAGGGAUGUAAUGGUGAGAAGAAGAGGGGAAGGGGUAGAAGGAGGAGGAGUAGUGAAGGUGUUGAGAUUGAGAGAGGUGCUAGGGUUGAAGAUGCUGGGACUGAGCAACCCAGUGAGGUGAUGGAAUUGGAGGGAUGUAAUGGUGAGAAGAAGAGGGAAAGGGGUAAAAGGAGGGGGAAUGGUGAAGGUGUUGAGAUUGAGAGAGGUGCUUGGGUUGAAGAUGCUGUGACUGAGAAACCAAGUGAGGUGAUGGAAUUGGCACAAGAAAAGGGGGAGCAAGCGCAAAACCAUUCAAUUGUAAGGGUGGAAGAAGGGACAGAAUCUGAAGAUGGACAGCUUAAAGUGGUUGGGGAGAAGAAUCAGCUCCCGGAAGUAGACGUUCCAGCACCAAAUGGAUUAGAGGAGUCCAAAAUUCAGGAUUCCACGCCGCACAUUUCAUGCCAUGGAACUUCGCAAGAUAGUUUGAAUUCAGAAGUCAACAUGUCGGCUCCAUUAUAUUUUUUGAUUAAUCAAGAGUCCAAGCAAGACCUUCUGGUGAAUUCAGAUGAUCAAUGCACACAAGGUCCAGCCAAAGAACAGCAGGAACAAGCUGUGAAUGAUCCUGAUCCGAACCCACCAAAGCGUCGCAGAGGAAGGCCUCGUAAGUCAGAGACUGUUGCAAACUGCCCUAGGGGGUUGUCGUUGCCCUCAGAUGAUGAUAUUCAGAUAGAGCAGAAGUCAAAUAUAAGGAAAUCUGGUAGAGGUCGGGGAAGGCCUCGGAAAGAAAACCAAUGCAAGGAGCCGUCGCCACUUGAAGAUCAAGUUCAGCUACAUGGUCAGGAUAGAGGUCGAGGGAGGCCGCCACUUGAAGAUCGAGUUCAGCUACAUGGUCAGGGUAGAGGUCGAGGGAGGCCUCCUGGUAGUGGUAGAGGUAGAGGUAGAGGUCGAGGUCGAGGUCGAGGUAGAGGUAGAGGUCGGGGGAGGACUCCUAAUCUUGAUCGAAAUACAAACGAAUCUGAGGAACAGGAUCUCCUGAAUUCUCCAAAUUUGGACAUGAUGCCAGAGCCACCAGCUUCUACCGCCACAAGCAUGUAAAGUUCAUGGCAGAGGUGGAUGUAGGCGUCUUAAAAAAUUUCAGAAAUAGAAUCAAGUUGGGACAGGGCCUCCUAGUCAAAAGUAGACUGAAUUUGCUAUUUAACAUAGAAGCAAUUCUGACAACUGUAUGUAGCUGUUCCUUAUUCAUGAGUACAUACAUUUGUUAGAUGUAAGUUUUCAUUACAUUCUCAUACCUGACUGCUUGUUUUCUCGUGGUGUUGAUAUUGGAUCGGAUAUGUAUGGUGUUCUCAAUUUUUAUGACAAUUAAUUUAUAUUGUUAGUAACGAA
Molecule: messenger RNA, 2372 nt
Organism: Lotus japonicus
Lineage: Eukaryota; Viridiplantae; Streptophyta; Magnoliopsida; Fabales; Fabaceae
Exons: 3
Coding region: 165-2084 (639 amino acids)
Biological process (GO): chromosome condensation; negative regulation of DNA recombination; nucleosome assembly
Cellular component (GO): nucleus; nucleolus; nucleosome
Molecular function (GO): nucleosomal DNA binding; double-stranded DNA binding
Source: RefSeq, a predicted model, not a curated record